AAUGGCUAUGAAAAUAAUUAACGGCCCGCGGUCAAGCACAGUAGAGGAAAUAGAUAAAUAUCGCUCGGCACCGUAAAAGAAAUACAUUGUAACGUUGCACCGACUUUAUCGACGUCGUACUCAUCGUUCGACGCAACUCGAACGACCGUUAACAGAAGCAGAUUUUCGACAGCAUCUGGCAUCAAUAUCUUUAUUUAGCGAGAGAAUCGAGAUCACAUCGAGACUUCAAUUGGUUCUAGAUGCGCGCGUACCUGUUGAUGAUUCUGUUCUUCGUGAGCACCGUUUCAGCACGUGCUCGAAGUAGAAGGGAUAUCGAUAAGACAGCGAUAGAUCUUCUAACCGACAAUAAUCAGGAAGCUAAUCAUGAAGGAAUUAUCACAAAAAGGAGCGUGGAAAUAUCAAAAAUUUGGUCGACAUUUUGUAACUUCAUACAAAAAUGUUUUUCUACAUUUUUCUUACUUCCUAGUGAUAUAAUUACGAAAGUAAUAAAGGUGUUCUUUGACGAUGCAAAAUCUUUUUUGAGAAAAUUUGAAAAGAUAAUUUCUUAAAUCAAUAUUCUCUUAAACUGACAAUGCCAAAUGUACUUUUCACACCCUGAUAAACAGAGACAAAGUCUAUGCUAUUCGUUGUUCAGUCGUACUGUUAACAAAAAUGAAAAAAUUAGUCUGAUCCAUCGAAAAGUGUACUGCUUGAAAAUAAAGGUUCCUUUAACCUAU
Messenger RNA from Odontomachus brunneus, 716 nucleotides. RefSeq lists its product as uncharacterized. The coding region runs from base 240 to 548 and encodes 102 amino acids. The record is from RefSeq and is a predicted model, not a curated record. The transcript is spliced from 4 exons. NCBI's taxonomy places the organism in Eukaryota, Metazoa, Arthropoda, Insecta, Hymenoptera, Formicidae.